Molecule: messenger RNA, 1871 nt
Organism: Marmota monax (woodchuck)
Lineage: Eukaryota; Metazoa; Chordata; Mammalia; Rodentia; Sciuridae
Gene: Gmppa
Product: GDP-mannose pyrophosphorylase A
Exons: 13
Coding region: 433-1695 (420 amino acids)
Biological process (GO): biosynthetic process
Cellular component (GO): cytoplasm
Molecular function (GO): transferase activity
Source: RefSeq, a predicted model, not a curated record
GGAGCCGGUGAAGGGGUGGUGCGAGGGGUUGGGACUGGGCACUAGGCCGAGCGCCAGCUUGGAGGUCCUGUCGCGCCCUCCGCGGUCGGCGCCUAUGUUGGUCUCACAACUCGUAGCUACAAGAAGCUAGGGUUAUUGGACAUAGUCUGUUGUGGGGUUCAGAGGGCAACAGUCAUUCCUCCAAAUCCGGAGAUCCGGCACCAGUCGUCAGUAUUGGGACUCCGGGGGCUAGUAGGUUCAGGUUUGGGAUGCUGAUUUGGGAUUCAGCAUAUAGAGGUUAGUUUUAGGAUUCAUGUUCAGCAUCUAGGGGUUUUUUGCUUGGAUUGGGGGUUUGUCAAAUGUGGUCAGUGUUGGAUCAAUACUUGGAAUUCAUGCUUAGGAUUGAAGUUAAAUAUCCGAGGCCCACUUAAGAUUUAGGUAGCACUCACCAUCAUGCUGAAAGCUGUCAUCCUGAUUGGAGGCCCUCAAAAGGGAACUCGCUUCAGGCCUUUGUCUUUUGAGGUGCCCAAACCAUUGUUUCCUGUGGCUGGGGUCCCUAUGAUCCAACACCAUAUUGAAGCCUGUGCCCAGGUCCCUGGAAUGCAGGAGAUUCUGCUUAUUGGCUUCUACCAGCCUGAUGAGGCCCUUACCCAGUUCCUAGAAGCUGCUCAGCAGGAGUUCAACCUUCCAAUCAGGUACCUUCAGGAAUUUGCCCCCCUGGGCACAGGAGGUGGUCUCUACCAUUUUCGGGACCAGAUCCUAGCUGGAGGCCCUGAAGCAUUCUUCGUGCUCAAUGCUGACGUCUGCUCUGACUUCCCCUUGAGUGCUAUGUUGGAUGCUCACAGAUGCGAGCGCCACCCUUUCUUACUCCUUGGCACUACGGCUAACAGAACACAGUCCCUCAACUAUGGCUGCAUCGUUGAGAAUCCACAGACACAUGAGGUCCUGCACUAUGUGGAGAAACCCAGCACAUUUAUUAGUGACAUCAUCAACUGCGGCAUCUAUCUCUUUUCUCCGGAAGCCCUGAAACCUCUUCGGGACGUCUUCCAGCGUAAUCAGCAGGAUGGGCAACUGGAGGAUUCUCCAGGUUCAUGGCCUGGGGCAGGGACCAUCCGCCUGGAGCAGGAUGUGUUCUCAGCCCUGGCUGGGCAAGGCCAGAUCUAUGUGCACCUCACUGAUGGCAUCUGGAGUCAGAUCAAGUCUGCUGGCUCAGCUCUCUAUGCCUCUCGCCUCUAUCUGGGCCGAUACCAGAUCACUCACCCAGAACGUCUGGCCAAGCACACAUCAGGGGGUCCAAGAAUCCGAGGAAACGUUUACAUCCACCCCACUGCUAAAGUGGCCCCGUCAGCUGUGCUAGGCCCCAAUGUCUCCAUCGGGAAGGGGGUGACUGUGGGUGAAGGUGUGCGGCUCCGAGAGAGCAUUGUCCUCCAUGGAGCCACGCUGCAGGAGCACACAUGUAUUCUGCACAGUAUCGUGGGCUGGGGGAGCACUGUCGGACGCUGGGCUCGUGUGGAGGGGACCCCCAAUGACCCCAAUCCUAAUGACCCUCGAGCCCGCAUGGACAGCGAGAGCCUCUUCAAAGACGGCAAGCUGCUGCCUGCUAUCACCAUCCUGGGCUGCCGCGUCCGGAUCCCUGCCGAGGUGCUUAUCCUGAACUCGAUUGUUCUGCCACACAAGGAAUUGAGCCGCAGUUUCACCAACCAGAUCAUCCUCUGACAGGGGCUGCAGAGGGGCUCCCAACUCCUUCCUGCUCUCCUGGAGGCUGCUGCCUGCUUGGCCAGUUCCUAUCCAGAAAGGACCAGAUGAAGCCUGUCAGGAUCUUCACCUGCUGGGGCAGUGUGGGUGGCUUGGUCUCCCUCCCCGCUCCCAAAUAAACCCCAGUGAACCUUGAA